UACUCAUACAUCACGCUCCCGCCUCGAGCGCGCGCCGCGCUGGCGGCUCUUCUUGGCGUGACGGAAGUGGCGUCACGGCGUCAACAUGUAAGAUGGCGACGCAUCACAGGCAGAAUGCAGCGGGGCGCAGGAAAGUGCAGGUGUCAUAUGUGAUCAGAGAUGAGGUGGAGAAAUAUAACCGUAAUGGAGUCAACGCACUACAGCUGGAUCCAGCUCUUAACCGGCUCUUCACCGCCGGACGAGACUCCAUCAUCAGGAUAUGGAGUGUCAACCAGCACAAGCAGGAUCCGUACAUUGCAUCGAUGGAGCACCACACAGACUGGGUCAAUGACAUCGUCCUGUGCUGCAAUGGCAAAACACUGAUAUCAGCGUCAUCAGACACUACAGUGAAGGUCUGGAACGCACAUAAGGGCUUCUGCAUGUCAACACUGCGAACGCACAAGGACUAUGUGAAAGCAUUGGCAUAUGCUAAAGACAAAGAGCUGGUGGCUUCGGCCGGGCUGGACAGACAGAUCUUCCUCUGGGAUGUGAACACACUCACAGCACUGACCGCUUCCAAUAACACUGUCACUAGGUCGCUGAAAAGGACAAAUGCAGAUGUUUCUUCAUCUACAACGUCUUCUCUCAGCGGGAACAAGGACUCCAUCUACAGUUUGGCCAUGAAUCAGAUGGGGACGGUUAUAGUGUCGGGAUCCACUGAAAAGGUUCUGAGAGUGUGGGACCCGCGCACAUGUGCCAAACUAAUGAAACUGAAAGGACACACAGACAACGUCAAAUCACUGCUGCUGAACAGAGAUGGAACUCAGUGUCUUUCAGGGAGUUCGGACGGGACGAUCCGGCUGUGGUCUCUGGGUCAGCAGAGGUGUAUCGCCACGUACCGCGUUCAUGACGAGGGCGUCUGGGCGCUGCAGGUCAACGAGGCCUUUACGCACGUUUACUCCGGGGGCCGCGACCGGAAGAUAUACUGCACUGACCUGCGCAAUCCAGAUAUCCGUGUGCUGAUCUGCGAGGAGAAAGCGCCUGUGUUGAAGAUGGAGCUGGACAGGUCAGCUGAUCCGCAUUCGGCCAUCUGGGUUUCCACCACAAAGUCCGCGGUUAAUAAAUGGUCUCUGAAGGGUAUCCAUAAUUUCCGAGCGUCUGGAGAUUAUGACAACGACUGCAGCACUCCGCUGACGCCGCUGUGCACACAGCCCGAACAGGUUAUUAAAGGUGGCGCCAGUAUAAUUCAGUGCCACAUUCUGAAUGACAAAAGACACAUUCUGACCAAAGACACCAACAAUAAUGUGGCAUACUGGGAUGUGCUUAAGGCUUGUAAAGUUGAAGACUUGGGGAAGAUGGAGUUCGAUGAAGAGAUCAAGAAAAGGUUCAAGAUGGUUUAUGUGCCGAACUGGUUUUCGGUGGAUCUGAAGACAGGGAUGUUGACUAUAACGCUGGACGAGAGCGACUGUUUUGCGGCCUGGGUUUCUGCUAAAGACGCCGGAUUCACCAGCCCUGACGGAUCUGACCCUAAACUGAAUCUGGGUGGGCUGCUGCUCCAGGCUCUGCUGGAAUACUGGCCCCGCACACACAUCAACCCCAUGGACGAGGAGACCGAACUGAAUCAUGGGAGCGUGAACGGUGAACAUGAGAGCCGGAUACAGAAAGGAAACGGAUAUUUUCAGGUGCCGCCACACACUCCGGUGAUUUUUGGGGAAGCGGGAGGAAGGACAUUAUUCAGGCUGUUGUGUCGAGACUCCGGUGGAGAAACCGAGUCCAUGUUACUCAACGAGACGGUGCCGCAGUGGGUCAUCGACAUCACCGUGGACAAAAACAUGCCCAAAUUCAACAAAAUCCCAUUCUACCUCCAGCCCCAUUCAUCCUCCGGAGCGAAGACAUUGAAGAAGGAUCGGUUGUCGGCCAGUGACAUGUUACAGGUGAGGAAGGUGAUGGAACACGUGUACGAAAAGAUCAUCAACCUCGACAGCGAGUCGCAGACGGGCGGUUCGACCGGAGAGAAGCCCAGCGAACAGAAGGAGGAGGAGGACAUGGCAGUACUGGCGGAGGAGAAGAUCGAGCUGCUCUGUCAAGACCAGGUUUUGGAUCCCAACAUGGACCUGCGAACGGUGAAGCAUUUCAUCUGGAAAAGCGGCGGAGACUUGACGCUUCACUACCGGCAGAAAUCCACGUGAGGUCCCGCCGUGAACCCGCAGCGGAUCCAUUCGUAACACUUCACAUUCAAAGCACACGCUCACCUGCACUUCCUGUUCCGUCUGACGUCCACAUCAUCUUCCUCGCACAGGCCGCUCGGCGUCACGCAUGUUUAUCCCGGUGUAAACAGGCAGGGAUCUGUGGAGAAGCGCUCACGGAUGGCUAAAAGACGAGACGUGAAGGACAGUGGAGUUUUUUGAAGUUUGAGUGUUCCUGUACGUUUUCUUCUUUUCUCUCUCGACGGAUGCCGUUCUGAACAUGUCCGACUGCUCGAGUCGUUUGGGUUUUGUUUUGGUUUCUCCUCUUCUCAUUUAACAUUCCAGUGAUGUGUUUGUUGCCAAUGACGUCAUCAAAUCCCUCUCGCAGCAUGACCGGAAAACUAAGUCGAAGCCGAGGAUGGCGUCUGGAACUGGUCUAGAACAAUCAUGAGUCUUUAAGGAACGCAUCCGACGUCCGAUAAAACUCCAAGAACGCCGUUUCCCAUGAUGCAUCUCUCUCACUAACGUGCUGUGAUCAUCAGUGCAUCCAUUUUUGUACAUAUAUUGUAAUUAUUUUGUAGUCAACUUGAACUUGAGUUGGAGAUUAGGAGGUUUUUAUUUACUUUUUCUUUUUAAGAAAAUGUACGGUAUCUUCAAAAAGGUGCUUUUUCAUGUAAAAUAUGAUGACCGAAGUAUAGAGAGAGAAAAUACUCAUAACAUAAUAAGCGGUAAUAGUUUUUUUAAAAGGAAUAAUUCACCCAAAAUUGAAAAUUCUAAUGCAUUUGUUGAAUUUUUAAUAAAUAUAUACUGUUAGGUGGAAAAGAUCUGCAGCAAGAUUAAAAACGGGCGAUGACCAUUUUCACUUUUGGAUGAAUUAUUCUUUAAUACAGAUUGUUUGCUGCUGAGCGUUAUCUUUCCUUCCUGUGCAUGGACAGGAAAAUACACUAAAAUAAAUACAUAUAUUAAAAAAAAAAAAAAAACUAUUGACGGAUGACAUCAUUGGAUGGCAAACUGUUCAUGUUUUUAAUUUAUGCAACUAAAACUGUUCUGCAAACGUUUGUCAAUCAUACAAAGAUUUGCACAGUAUUCUAACAAAAUGUAUUAAUGUAUAUAUUUGGUCUUAAAGACAAAUAAGAUGAUAAUUAUAGUCAUACAAAACCAUCAGAAACGAAAUUGAGAGACAAAACUGAAGUGCAAAUUAAAGGCUUUCUGAAAGGUGUCCUCACCCCCUGUAUUUAUGCUUCCUGUGUUGAUUGUAAUUAUAUGCAGUAUAUUUUGGGUAAAUAACAGCUUAAUAAAUGAACCAAUAAGGAAUGAGUUUAAAUGCACACUUUUUCUUGAGAAGAUCAACAGUUGGAUCCGGGCAGCAGGUCAUGUGUGUGUUUGAAUGACAUCCUCCUGAUGUUUACCUGCUUUACUGGAGAUCUGGUUUUACAGGCUCAUCUGGUUAUUAAAGAACUCAAAUAAACCAAUAUGAUUGUU
This is a messenger RNA of Megalobrama amblycephala (Wuchang bream), 3647 nucleotides long. RefSeq names its product WD repeat domain 48a (gene wdr48a). Gene Ontology annotation, biological process: protein deubiquitination; double-strand break repair via homologous recombination. The record is from RefSeq and is a predicted model, not a curated record. NCBI's taxonomy places the organism in Eukaryota, Metazoa, Chordata, Actinopteri, Cypriniformes, Xenocyprididae. The transcript is spliced from 20 exons. Gene Ontology annotation, molecular function: ubiquitin binding. The coding region runs from base 93 to 2168 and encodes 691 amino acids.